This is a messenger RNA of Striga hermonthica, 2157 nucleotides long. Lineage: Eukaryota; Viridiplantae; Streptophyta; Magnoliopsida; Lamiales; Orobanchaceae. The record is from the annotation of a GenBank genome assembly.
AUGGACAGCAAGCAGAGCACGGGCCGUCCCGACCGCGAGCAAUCGACGGCGGCGGUGGCGUCUUCCUCGCGGCGGAGCUUGAAGAGGAAGUUAGAUGAGGAGUUCGGCGACGAUCGGUUGAGAAUAGGCGGCGAAUCGGUUUCCGAAUCACAGCGAGAUCUAGCGAGUGAAAUCCGCAUCCAAGUCGAGAUCCUCGAUUCAUCUUUCUCAUCCGCCGGGCAAGAUCGCGCGUCCGCAAAGCGCGCCAUACACGUCCUGUCCGAACUCGCCAAGAACGAGGAUGUAGUCAAUGUGAUAGUGGACUGUGGGGCGGUUCCCGUACUUGUAAAGCAUCUACAGGCUCCGGCAUUCGUGAGGGAGAGGGAAGGUGCUCUGAGGCUGUACGAGCAUGAAGUGGAGAAAGGAAGUGCCUUCACUCUUGGACUCCUAUCCAUUAAACCAGAGCAUCAACAGCUUAUUGUUGAUGCGGGAGCUCUAACCCAUCUCGUGAAACUAUUAGAAAGGCGUAAUGUUGAUCCAAAUUCUCGAGCAGUAAAUGGUGUCCUUAGGAGAGCAGCUGAUGCAAUCACUAACCUUGCUCAUGAGAAUAGCAGCAUAAAAACCCGUGUCAGGACUGAGGGUGGUAUUCCUCCUCUUGUUGAAUUGCUUGAAUUUCCUGAUUUAAAGGUGCAGAGAGCAGCAGCUGGAGCCCUUCGAACCCUUGCUUUCAAAAAUGAUGAGAACAAAAAUCAGAUUGUGGAAUGCAAUGCUCUUCCUACUUUAAUACUAAUGCUGCGGUCUGAGGAUGCAGCCAUACACUAUGAAGCGGUUGGUGUUAUUGGAAACCUGGUCCACUCAUCUCCAAACAUUAAGAAGGAAGUUCUUGUUGCUGGAGCUUUGCAACCUGUCAUUGGGUUACUUCGCUCCUGUUGCUCAGAGAGUCAAAGGGAAGCUGCUCUGCUUCUUGGGCAAUUUGCUGCGACAGAUUCCGAUUGUAAGGUGCACAUCGUCCAAAGAGGUGCUGUACCCCCACUCAUAGAAAUGCUCCAGUCAACAGACCCUCAAUUACGGGAAAUGUCGGCAUUUGCUCUGGGGAGGUUAGCUCAGGAUUCUCAUAAUCAGGCUGGUAUUGCACACAGUGGCGGGAUAGUCCCAUUACUCAAGCUUCUUGAGUCCAAAAAUGGAUCCUUGCAACAUAAUGCUGCAUUUGCUCUCUAUGGGCUUGCAGAUAAUGAGGAUAAUGUUGCAGAUUUUGUUCGAGUUGGGGGUGUUCAGAAACUUCAGGACGGUGAAUUUAUUGUCCAACCCACAAGGGAUUGUGUGGCCAAGACACUGAAGAGACUUGAAGAGAAGAUCCAUGGGCGGGUAUUGAGUCACUUACUGUACAUGAUGCAUGUGGAAGAGAUAAGUGUCCAAAGACGUGUGGCUCUGGCCCUGGCUCAUCUCUGUUCUCCAGAAGAUCAAAGAACCAUUUUCAUAGAGAAAAAUGGACUCUCUCUGCUUUUGGAACUUCUAGAAUCCACCAACUCAAAGCACCAAAGGGAAAGUUCGGUAGCUUUAUGCAGGCUCGCUAAUAAAGCAAGCUCACAGUCUCUCAUGGAUGCUGCUCCUCCGUCCCCUAUACCUCAGGUAUAUCUGGGCGAGCAAUAUGUAAACAAUCCUACAUUGUCCGAUGUGACAUUUUUAGUUGAAGGGAAUCGAUUCUAUGCUCACAGAAUAUGUUUGCUUGCUUCAUCCGAUGCAUUUCGAGCUAUGUUUGAUGGUGGUUAUCGGGAGAGAGAUGCCAAAGACAUUGAGAUUCCUAAUAUCAGAUGGGAUGUUUUUGAGCUGAUGAUGAGAUAUAUCUACACAGGAUCUGUUGAUGUCAACUUAGAUAUCGCACAGGAUCUUCUUAGGGCUGCCGAUCAGUAUCUGUUAGAGGGUCUAAAGCGCCUGUGUGAAUAUGCCAUGGCACAGGACAUAUCGGUGGAGAACGUGUCUCUCAUGUUUGAGUUAUCAGAGGCUUUUAAUGCUCUGUCUUUGAGACAUGCUUGCAUUCUAUUCAUCCUUGAUAAGUUUGACAUAUUAAGUGUCAUGCCAUGGUAUCCCCAGUUGAUUCAACGUAUAUUACCAGAGACUCGAAAUUACUUUGAGAGAGCAUUGACGACUAGACAGAUUCAUGUGGAUCUAAGACAGUAA